This is a messenger RNA of Neurospora crassa OR74A, 2331 nucleotides long. It is a transcript of the gene adh-1, whose product is annotated as alcohol dehydrogenase I. Bases 982 to 2043 code for a protein of 353 amino acids. Gene Ontology annotation, molecular function: zinc ion binding; oxidoreductase activity. The record is from RefSeq and is a predicted model, not a curated record. The transcript is spliced from 2 exons. Lineage: Eukaryota; Fungi; Ascomycota; Sordariomycetes; Sordariales; Sordariaceae.
CUUCAGUUACAUCACUCGUGCCCAAGUUGGGACGAUCGCGCUCGACAUGCGCCAAGAGCCCACGAUUUCCCCCAGUCCUCCUUUUAGCUUUCUCCUCUUUUGCACAUCAACACCGGGGGACCUUCACUAUGCUAAUAGCUUAGUGCAUGAUCAGCUUCAUCUAACAAGAGCUCGUGACCUUGUUUGCUUCCAACUGUUGGCGUCCGAGUGCCAGCUCCCCCGCAUUUUGUAUGUACAGUUGACAGAAGCGGAGAUCUCCCCUCUUGGCUUCUCAAUUUCUCUCUAAACCUUCGGAAACCUUGAACCGGCCGAUGCAGCAACUCCAUUGAAGCUUCCCUUGGAUCAAUCAAGCUGCUGACGGGGACUGGAUGGGGGGGCUUGAGAGGGGUAUCCACCGGGCUGAUGGAAAAGGGCAGACAAUGGGCGAUUGGCCAGUGGGAGCUCCCCGUACCGUCACAUCCUCUACGUCCCGCCUCGCCCAUCGACAUCAUACGUUUUCUCUCGUCCAUCUACACACACCAAGACUCUAACCCUCCAGUUGAGGGUCUCGGCCCCUGCCUCGCCAGACGUCCGACUUGUCUUCCCACCGAGCCACCACUAGCCUCGCCGGGUCUGUAGAGACGUGCAGAUCUCGGCCUCCCUUCCUCCUGUGGUCAUCAUGCCUUUGCAGUCUCGUGUUUUCUUUGGUUCGCUGUCCACCAUGACGCCUGCCUGCCUUGCUUGGGUCAUCCAUUCCCUCCCCCUCUUUGCCAACGGUUGCCGAUCGGUCGGACCUGUUGCUAUCCCCUGACCGGGGAAGGGCGAUGGGGGACGGAAAGAGUAUAAGAGGUCAUGGCUGCCGCAGCUCUUCUCGGGCUUACAUCACUUGUUGUACCUCAUAGACUUCCAUCAUAUACACAGAGCUUCCUCAGUCUCUUAUAGAAAGAGACUAUUGUCUUCAGUUUACUUCCAUCAACUUCACUACACCAACACACCUUCACAAUGCCUCAGUUCGAGAUUCCAGAACAGCAAUGGGCCCAGGUGGUCGAGAAGAAGGGCGGUCCCGUCGUCUUCAAGCAGAUCCCCGUUCAGAAGCCCGGCCCCGAUGAGGUCCUUAUCAACGUCAAGUACUCUGGCGUCUGCCAUACCGAUCUCCAUGCCAUGAAGGGUGACUGGCCCCUCGCUACCAAGAUGCCUCUGGUCGGCGGCCACGAAGGCGCCGGUGUCGUCGUAGCCAAGGGUGAGCUCGUUACUGAGGUUGAGGUUGGCGACCACGCCGGUAUCAAGUGGCUCAACGGCUCCUGCCUGGCCUGCUCAUUCUGCAUGCAGGCCGACGAGCCUCUGUGCCCUCACGCCCUCCUGUCCGGCUACACUGUCGACGGUUCCUUCCAGCAAUACGCUAUCGCCAAGGCCGCCCACGUCGCCAAGAUCCCCAAGGGGUGCGACCUCGAGACCACCGCGCCCGUCCUCUGCGCCGGUAUCACCGUCUACAAGGGUCUCAAGGAGUCCGGUGUUCGUCCCGGCCAGUGCGUCGCCAUCGUCGGCGCCGGCGGUGGUCUCGGCAGCAUGGCCAUUCAGUACGCCAACGCCAUGGGCCUGCACGCCAUCGCCAUUGACGGUGGCGAGGAGAAGGGCAAGAACUGCCGCGAGCUGGGCGCCCAGGCCUACGUCGACUUCACUACUACCAAAGACCUUGUCGCGGACGUCAAGGCUGCCACCCCCGACGGCCUCGGUCCCCACGCCGUCAUCCUUCUCGCCGUGUCCGAGAAGCCGUUCCACCAAGCCGUCGAUUACGUCCGUUCCCGCGGAACCAUCAUCUGCAUCGGUCUCCCCGCUGGCGCCAAGUUCCAGGCCCCCGUUUUCGACACCGUCAUCCGCAUGAUCACCAUCAAGGGCUCGUAUGUCGGUAACAGGCAGGAUACCCAGGAGGCCCUUGACUUCUUUGCCCGCGGCUUGAUCAAGGUUCCCAUCAAGACGGUCGGCCUCAGCAAAUUGCAGGAAGUCUACGACUUGAUGGAGGAGGGCAAGAUUGUCGGCAGAUAUGUCGUCGAUACCAGCAAAUAGAGGAAGAGACAGGUUAUAUGUUACGCGGCGGCGGCGUUGUUUUUUUUAUUUUUUUUUUUCCUGAUGAGACGACGAAUUUGUCAUGAGUAUGUAUAUUCGGCAGGCGCUUGUUGAGAUGAGCAUGAACGGACUCAAAAAAAGAGAGGGUCGGUUUGGUGGCAGGUGGUUUGGUGUUGAAUGGUUGUGCGAGCUAGUACGAGAUAUCCUAUUUCAUAAUGUUGAAACUUGUUGAACAAACUUCCUCUCUCAUUGAUUAUUUCAUUGAAUCAUUAUCAUCAUCGCUGUUCC